Aquila chrysaetos chrysaetos is the source of this 2337-nucleotide messenger RNA. RefSeq names its product signal recognition particle 54 (gene SRP54). Gene Ontology annotation, cellular component: signal recognition particle, endoplasmic reticulum targeting; cytosol. The transcript has 16 exons. NCBI's taxonomy places the organism in Eukaryota, Metazoa, Chordata, Aves, Accipitriformes, Accipitridae. The record is from RefSeq and is a predicted model, not a curated record. Gene Ontology annotation, biological process: SRP-dependent cotranslational protein targeting to membrane; SRP-dependent cotranslational protein targeting to membrane, translocation. The coding region runs from base 311 to 1798 and encodes 495 amino acids. Gene Ontology annotation, molecular function: GTP binding; 7S RNA binding; endoplasmic reticulum signal sequence receptor activity.
CUUAAGCUGGCGCGGCGCAGUUCUCGGCGGUGCCCCGUCGGGCGCGGGCAGGCCGUUUCCCCGGGACCACCUUAACCGGGCAGGGGGCGCGCGCGCCCCGGAAGCGGAAGCGAGCCGGGGCCCGCGGGGUGAGGGCGAGUGGUGACGUUUCCCUGGUCGGCGGGUAGCGGCGGUGGUUGGCGUUUCGCGGUUGCCAGCGGCGGCUGUGGGCAGUGCUGGGCGGCCUCGCCGCGGCGGGCUGAGCUGGGCUCCGCCCGCAGGCCCCGCGCCGCGCUCCCGAUUCUUCUGAGUUGUACUUGAAGCCGCCAAAAUGGUUCUAGCAGAUCUUGGAAGAAAAAUAACUUCAGCACUACGCUCACUGAGCAAUGCUACAAUUAUCAAUGAAGAGGUUUUAAAUGCUAUGUUAAAAGAAGUAUGUACAGCGUUACUGGAAGCUGAUGUUAAUAUUAAACUUGUGAAGCAACUCAGAGAAAAUGUCAAGUCUGCAAUUGAUCUUGAAGAAAUGGCAUCUGGCCUUAACAAAAGAAAAAUGAUUCAGCAUGCUGUCUUUAAGGAACUUGUUAAGCUUGUAGAUCCUGGAGUCAAAGCAUGGACACCUACCAAAGGAAAACAGAAUAUUAUAAUGUUUGUUGGUUUGCAAGGAAGUGGUAAAACAACGACCUGUUCAAAGUUAGCAUACUUCUAUCAGAGGAAAGGUUGGAAGACAUGUUUAAUAUGCGCAGACACAUACAGAGCAGGUGCUUUUGACCAGUUAAAGCAGAACGCCACAAAAGCAAGAAUUCCCUUUUAUGGGAGUUAUACAGAAAUGGAUCCUGUAAUUAUUGCCUCAGAAGGUGUUGAGAAAUUUAAGAAUGAAAACUUUGAAAUAAUCAUUGUUGAUACAAGUGGACGUCACAAACAGGAAGACUCUUUGUUUGAAGAAAUGUUACAAGUUGCUAAUGCCAUACAACCAGAUAACAUUGUUUAUGUGAUGGAUGCUUCCAUUGGCCAAGCUUGUGAAGCUCAAGCUAAAGCUUUCAAAGAUAAAGUAGAUGUAGCUUCUGUUAUUGUUACUAAGCUUGAUGGACAUGCAAAAGGAGGUGGAGCUCUUAGUGCAGUUGCUGCCACAAAGAGUCCUAUUAUUUUUAUUGGAACUGGCGAACACAUAGAUGACUUUGAACCCUUUAAAACACAGCCUUUCAUCAGCAAACUUCUUGGUAUGGGUGAUAUUGAAGGAUUGAUAGAUAAAGUAAAUGAGUUAAAGUUGGAUGAUAAUGAAGCACUCAUAGAAAAGCUCAAACAUGGUCAAUUUACGUUAAGAGAUAUGUAUGAACAAUUCCAAAACAUCAUGAAAAUGGGACCAUUCAGUCAGAUCUUGGGUAUGAUCCCUGGUUUUGGAACUGACUUCAUGAGUAAAGGCAAUGAACAGGAAUCAAUGGCAAGGCUAAAGAAACUGAUGACUAUAAUGGACAGUAUGAAUGACCAAGAACUUGACAGUACAGAUGGUGCCAAAGUUUUCAGUAAGCAGCCAGGAAGAAUCCAAAGAGUAGCAAGAGGUUCAGGUGUUUCUACCAGAGAUGUUCAGGAGCUUUUGACCCAAUACACUAAGUUUGCACAGAUGGUGAAAAAGAUGGGAGGCAUCAAAGGGCUUUUCAAAGGUGGCGAUAUGUCAAAGAAUGUAAACCCAUCUCAGUUGGCCAAACUGAACCAGCAGAUGGCAAAGAUGAUGGAUCCAAGAGUUCUUCAUCAUAUGGGUAUGUGUUGCCUUUUACAGCUUCAAGAGAGGACUAGCAAUUACAGUGGAGCCUUUGAAAUAUAGAAGUGAGGAAGGUGAUGUGAGAAUGUGUGCGUAGAAAGUUUAGUCCAUAUGUUGUGAAUGCUUUGCACUUAGCAGUGCUUAAUCUAGUCUUUUCGUUUGGAUUCAGCUCCCAAAAUGAGCAAUUGGAGUGGUAUCUGAUGAAAUAGUAAAGUGAUGACUUGAAGCUUGACUGUGGUAAAGCAAAUUUAUUCCUAAACUUCCCUUCCCUUCUCUUCUAAGCUUUGCCUCAAAUCAUUAAAUUUGACAAGAGCAGCUUUAAAUAAAUACUUCCAUACUGGAACCUUACUAAUGGAUAACGGUCAUUCCUUCAAGGUUAUUUUUGUCUAGAUCUUAACGCACAGGUCAUCUUAAAACCUACUUUAAGCCUGGUGUUUUGCAGACCUUUCUGUAAUUACUCAGUUGUCCAUUUUUGAUAGCCAUUUAAACCUGGCUUGACAGUCUUGGGCUUUUGCAUUUGUAUAUUAUUGAAAUAGUGUGUGUGCUGUAAUGAGGCCUCAGAGGCAAGCUGUGCUUCAGAGUUAAUUAACACAUCUGUGUUC